AUGCAAGCAGCAGCCAACGCAGUCCAGGAUUAUAUGGGUCCAGUACCCAUCGAUCAAAAUGCUAAACCAGAAUACAAACAUCGUCCUGAUGGAUCAACGAUGAAAGCAUUAGCAUGGUUCGGUAACGAAGAUGUAAGAAUGGUAGAUGCCCCUAUUCCUGAUAUCUCAGAAGCGAAAGAUGUCAUCUUGAAAGUCACAGGAACCACCAUUUGUGGUUCAGAUUUACAUCUCUAUCACGCGGAGAUGCUGGGUUUGCAAAAAGGCGAUAUUUUGGGUCACGAGUUUAUGGGUGUCGUCGACAAGGUCGGCCCCGAAGUGACCUCUUUGGCACCCGGAGACAAAGUUGUCGUGUCUUUCCAAGUCGCUUGUGGUACAUGUCGAUACUGCAAGAAGAACUUUUCAUCCAUGUGUGACAGAACCAACAACUCUUCCCUCAUGGCGAGCAUGUAUGGUCAAAGAGACGCAGGAUUCUUUGGUUAUGGACACAUGACUGGAGGUGUUCCAGGAGGACAAGCUGAAUAUGUCAGAGUACCAUUUGGAGAAGUCAACUGUCUCAAAGUACCCCCUGGUGUAUCAGAUGAACAAGUCCUUUACUUGUCCGAUGUACUUCCUACUUCAUAUCAUGCCGUCGUUGACACUAGAGUAGAAGAAGGUGAUAUUGUUGGUAUUUGGGGUCUCGGUCCUAUUGGUCUUGCUUGUGUCAAAUGGGCUCUGCUCAAAGGUGCCUCUAAAGUUUACGCCAUUGAUGCUCAACCCGCUCGACUUGCCGCCGCAGCCGCACUUGGCAAUGUCGUUACCGUUGAUUUCAAGAAUGAGGAUGUAUCCAAAAAGAUCCAUGGUGAAGUACCUGGUGGUCUAGAUGUUUGUAUCGACGCCACAUCGUUCCAUGAACCCAAGACGAUGUUACACAAAGUUGAGAAAGCAUUAAUGCUCGAGACUGAUGUAUCUGAAACGCCCAAUGAAAUGAUCUGGCUCGUGAAAAAAUUUGGCAGAGUAGGUCUUAUCGGUGCUUAUUCAGGUUACACAAACCAUUUCAACAUUGGUGCAUUAAUGGAGAAGGGUGUAAGAUUUAUCGGAAAUGGUCAAGCUCCAGUCCACCUCUAUUGGCAUGAAAUCUUGAACGACUAUAUCCUUACUGGUAAAUUCGAUGUGAGGAUGUUAGUUUCUCACAGAGUUGCUAUUGAAGAUUUCCCUAAAUUAUAUAACAAAUUCGAUAAGAGAUUUGCUGGUGUAGAGAAAGUCUUCGUUCAAACUAAAUUCAGCGAACCUCCUGGACAAGGUUUCCCUCAAUUGACCAAAGUUGACGACUGGGCCAAUAAAGUUCUUUAA
Molecule: messenger RNA, 1329 nt
Organism: Kwoniella shivajii
Lineage: Eukaryota; Fungi; Basidiomycota; Tremellomycetes; Tremellales; Cryptococcaceae
Exons: 8
Coding region: 1-1329 (442 amino acids)
Molecular function (GO): oxidoreductase activity; zinc ion binding
Source: RefSeq, a predicted model, not a curated record